Messenger RNA from Cyclocybe aegerita, 1878 nucleotides. Lineage: Eukaryota; Fungi; Basidiomycota; Agaricomycetes; Agaricales; Hemipholiotaceae. The record is from the annotation of a GenBank genome assembly.
AUGCAGAAUCCUGUGUCUGUCUCGGUCCCUGUGGCCUACCCCGGUUACAUGCAGCUUGCGUCGGCGUCGGCCGCAGCAGCACAGGGAGGAUACAACCAGCACCACCAGCACCACCACCAUCCCGGGGGUCCGUCGCAGUCUCAGCAACAUACGCACGCCGGGAGUAACCACAGCAGCCGGCGUGGCUCGCUCGAGUAUGGUGGGGCGGGGAGCGACCACUCCCACCACUCGCGCAGUGCGAGCGGGAGCGCGGGCGAUGGUGCGAGCGUCGGCACGGGGAGCGUACCCUCGAGCGCGGCGUCGUCUGCUGUGCACCUGCCGCUUCGAGGCCAUGGACACACGCACCCGCACCAGCAUCCCCAGCAGCAUCAUGGAGGCUAUGGUCCCCCAGGCGGUCCUUCUAGUAAUGUAAACGCCCCGUACAACUACGUUGGGAACCUGCCGGAUAGGACUCAUACUGCUUCCACCUCGUCUACCUCGUCCUCCCAGCAACAAGGAUACGACCGAUACGCGCCGCACGAUGAACGACAAGAGUUCUCUUCUGCUUUCGGGCUCAUGUCUCUCGACGAUCCCAACGUUCUAGCCGGCCUCGCGAACGACGGACAGCCCUUCUUCUCCGACCCUUCCCAGUCCCAUAACCAGCCCCAACAAAUGCAGCAGGAAGGUGCGGACGUGGACACGCCCAUGCCUAUGAAGCGGAACUCGGGUCAGCUCCAGUUCCCGCCUCUGGUUGAACAGCAGCGCCCGUCGACGGCGGGAGGUAUGCCGAGCUCUUCGAUGCUCGGUAUGGGUGGCAUGGGUACCCCUUCGAAGGACGCCGACGCGCGCGAAUUGAAAGAGUUCUGGAAGCAGUAUAUGCGUACGCCGUUGAGCGGCCCAGGACCUGCUGGUGUCGAGGGUGGAAUGAACUUUCCCAAUAAUUCUAAUGCUAGUCCGUCGAAGGGCACCCCGUUGGGAUUCCGGAGGCAAAGGGUGGCGUCGCUCCCGAGCGCGAAGACCCCUAUGCUCGAGGUGCACUCAUUCAUGCAAGGCGGCUAUGGACAAAAUCCGACUUACCAGCAACAUCAACAACGCCAGCAAGGCUCGAGCAAGUUGGGACCCAUGUCGUCGAUGCGCACUACCCUUCAUGGGAACGUGGAGGACCUCAGGUCCUACGAAGCCGCGGUUCUUGCCAGGAAGGCUCCCACUACUCUCAAUAUUCAGCUGCGCAGGCCCAAUAAAUCUCGAGCAAGUGCUAGCCCUCAGACUCACUUCGCCCCAAGGCCAGCAAGCGCCGUCGACUCUCCCAACCCACCCACUUCCUCCCUUGCCCACGCCUUUGGUGGAAAUCAGUCAAGCCCAGCUCCUCCCAGUAAACAUCCUCCUAACUCUGCACCCGUUGGUCGUGUCGCCUUCGUUGCCAAGUCGGAAGACUCCUCAAGCCCAGGUCUCUCCUCGCGCCAGUCAUCUACCGACCCAGACGGACACUCGGGUCAGUCCGAGGGCGAAUCGCUACGCCCAUCAUUUAAGCGCCUUCCAUCUCAGACGCUGGGCCCCGCGCACGCGAAGCGCGCGUUCCAUGGAUACACCGAUGAUGUCGAAGAUCGGGAGAGGGCUGCGGGGUGGGGACCCGGGGUACCCGAUAGCGCACCAGUAGAGAGUGGUGCUGGGAUGAGUCCGAAGGUCGGUGGGAUGGCUGGGAUGAGCCAUCCGGAUCGGGUCGUCGCGAGCAUCGCGGAGAGGAGAAGGAGAAGGAUGAGCGCGCCGUCGACGAGCAUCCCGCCGAAUUUUGACCUCAGCCAAGGGCAAUCUCAGGACCAAGAUAUGAACAUAGAAAGGUCUACGAAUCAGGAUGUUUCGGCUUUGGGGUACGCCCCUGCUGGGCAAGGAGGAGGUUGA